GUGUAAAACAGCACACAUAUGACGUUACUGUUGGUUAAAACAGACACUUUGUUCGUGUUGAGGAGCUGCUGAGUUGAGAAAUGAAAAAUCUUUUAGCCUGCGGUUAUUCCGCGUUUCUCUGACAAACACCUCCCACCUUCCACGAGUCUUCUUCCAAAACCGGAGCAGGCACCUCAGGGAGCGAAAAAAAACUUAACGAUCGUCUGCAUAUGAAUUGAAUUUAGUUUUUCAUGUUUGGUUCGCUGGAGUCAUGGGAGAAAUUACUCAGCAAAAGAAGCUUUCAGAACAAAUCAAUCAGAUCAUGCAAGAGUCGAGAUCUGCCAGGAACAAGCUGUCAGAAAACCACAGCAACCUCUUCAAAGUGGCGGACUACUGCGAAAAUAACUAUCUCCAGGCAGAAGAUCCAGCCAAGGCUGUAGAAGAAUCCAAGGCUUUGGCCAUCCAGGCUUUGGCCAGUGUGACCUACCAGGUCAACGCCGUAGCCUGCACCGUGAUCAGGCUGCUGGACUCUCAGGCCCUGCAGAUCAAAGACAUGGAGUCCUCCAUCAACCUGCUAGCACUGGCUGCAGCUAUCCACCAUGAGAAUGUAGCCAGGAGAGAGAUUGGUGUUUUUACUUCUCCAAAGAACAAGAACCGCGCCAAACCCAUGACCCCGCCAAAAUCAGGCAAAGAGCCAGAAAGAAGCUACACAAGAGUGCCAAUAUCGUUCUCCAUCCUGGACUCCGUCGGACACUGUUUUCAGGUCCCUGAUCAACAGUCCCAAAAGAAAGCUGAGACCACUGAGAGCAUAGAGAGUAACAGAGGCCCUGUUACGUCCAGCUUUGGCAUUGCUGUACCUCCACCAUCAGUCCCCACCAUUCCCAAGGUCUCCAACACCACCAAUGACUUGCCUCCUGAUCCUCAUCAGUCAGAUGGGUUCAACCCCAGUAUGUCCACACCUCCACCACCACCACCAACCUCAUCCACAUCACUCCCGCCUCUACCUCCACCUAUGCCAGGAGCCAUCCCACCUCCACCUCCACUGAUGGCAGGAGGUUCCUCUCCUCUUCCUCCUCCUCCACCGGUGUCAGGAGGUUCCUUGCCUACACCCCCUCCUCCACCACCUCCACCGGUGUUAGGAGGUUCCUCGCCCCUACCUCCUCCACCUCCACCUGUGUCAGGAGGUUCCUUGCCCCUACCUCCUCCUCCACCACCUCCACCAGUGUCAGGAACCGCUCUACCUCCUCCUCCACCACCUCCACCGGUGUCAGGAGGUUCCUUGCCCCUACCUCCUCCUCCACCACCUCCACCAGUGUCAGGAACCGCUCUACCUCCUCCUCCACCACCUCCACCGGUGUCAGGAACCGCUCCACCACCUCCUCCACCACCCCCUCCCUUAUUUUAAGUGGCAAUAUAUCAUCAAUACACUGGAUCAAUAUCCGUUCAGAUGCUAAUGUCACAUGUUGGUUAUGUUCCCGAUUCCUCAUCAGUCUUUCAUAAUUGUUAAAUUAAAACAAACGGCUGUGAUUGAUACUCUGUAUCACC
Messenger RNA from Thalassophryne amazonica, 1524 nucleotides. It is a transcript of the gene abi3b, whose product is annotated as ABI family, member 3b. The coding region runs from base 251 to 1384 and encodes 377 amino acids. The record is from RefSeq and is a predicted model, not a curated record. Gene Ontology annotation, molecular function: SH3 domain binding. The transcript has 5 exons. Gene Ontology annotation, cellular component: lamellipodium. Lineage: Eukaryota; Metazoa; Chordata; Actinopteri; Batrachoidiformes; Batrachoididae.